Parascedosporium putredinis is the source of this 3240-nucleotide messenger RNA. The record is from the annotation of a GenBank genome assembly. NCBI's taxonomy places the organism in Eukaryota, Fungi, Ascomycota, Sordariomycetes, Microascales, Microascaceae.
AUGGCCGAGGAAGGAAUGUACGAUGACCAAAAUGGGGAGGAUACGGGCAUGACGGGCCCGGGAGCGCCCACUCCUCUCACCGCUCUUGAGGGGCUAGCAGGACUGACAAAACGUGAUAUUCAACUUGUCAUGGAGGGAGGCUUCAAUACCGUCGAAUCGGUUGCGUAUACCCCACGCCGGGUUCUCGAACAGAUUAAGGGCAUCUCGGAGCAAAAAGCAGCGAAAAUUUUAGGCGAAGCGAACCGCUUCGGGCUGUCCGGAGAAGAGGUUCUGGAUAAUGUUGCGUAUGCGCGAGCAUACAACUCAGACCAUCAGCUUCAGCUAUUGAACCAGGCAGCUUCUAUGAUAACUGAUUUUCUGGGCCGAGGUGAAUUGUCGUCGCGGCAGACUCACCUCGCUAAAUUCAUGCGGACGCUGCAAAGGCUUGCGGACGAGUUUGGCAUUGCUGUGGUCAUCACUAAUCAGCUGCAUGGAGCCAAGAUGGAGUCCAGGGAAGCACAACGACCAACCGGAAAUGGAGGCAAAGAUCUGGACGAAGAGACGGCGUUUGCGCUCAAAAAUCUGGCCCCCGCGACAUCCAUCUUCCAGCGAAAAUCUUCGACCGCCCCGACGAGCUUCCUUUGGAGAAUUCUUGAUGAUGGGACGGUUCUGAGUGUGAGGGCGAUUGAUGUGUGCAAAGAGCAAAAGGCCCUCGAUGCGACACUCGUUCUCAAUUUCAACUUCUCUAUUCCCAUCCAGCCCUUAUGUGUUGCGCUAGCCGAACCCGAUGACCACGAUGCGCUUUUCGUCUACGCCGUUGACCAGUUAAAUCACCUCUAUUCAUUCGCUCUGCGCCCGGAGAUGUUUUCACGAAGGUCGUCUCUGGAUUCUAGCAUUGGCGACGCGAACCUCGUUCGUCUCAUCGAGACUGGACCGGGUCGAGGGCUUUGCGUAACCUUUUCUCCGAUCGGGACUGGCGAGUUCAAAUUCUGGAAGGUAGUGGCAAAGACGGAUUCUGACGUUUUGGUUGAUGAUGCCUUUCCAACUGAACAUUUCAUCCCAGAUGCACCAUCACUCUCCGAUGCCUGGACUCUGGCCGAUUUCUCGAUCUCCGAGAUUGCUGAUGCCAAGUUCCAUCUCUGGAUACUUUGGAAGAACAAUACCACAUACAGGGUCCAAAGGCUUUGUCUCGGCUUGACGGAUAUGGCCGAGUCCUGGCAGUCUGGGAGCGAGGCCGUGUACUUCGACUCCAGCCCUCCAACGGCGGAAACCUCGGGGCCCUGUGACCCAACAGACACGACGGAACGGUGGUUGGAUAUAAUUCUCUGUCCAGGCCGUUUCACCAAAUCCACGCUGGAGACUGCGUUGGCUAUCUAUGAGCGUGGAUUGGGCAAAAAGUCUGACAGCCCGUCGAAAGGGCCCCUGGCCUUGCCGGAGGCCAUCUGUUCUGUGCUUGCUUCUACGGCUGCCCUAGAGCGAGGACCGUCCGGUGGGAUGGAUUAUGAGCAGUUCCGGUCUGCCGGCGAGAUCCACUGGAGGCGUUUCUAUCGUCUACUCAUGGAACUCGAUAAGAGGCGAAGCGAGGCAGUGUCACUGAUCGUGGACCCCAACGCCGAUACCGCCUGGGUCCGCAUUCAAUAUCUCUCAGAUAAGGCAGGUUUCUGGCGGGGUGUCACUGAGGAAGACUGUGGUCCUGUUGUCGAGAGUCUUGGCCAAAAUUUUAGCCUGGUGACGCUCGAGUUAUACGACCAGAUCAUUGAGCUGGUCGCGCCGGAUGAUUCUACUAACCGAAAUAUUCGUUAUCCGUUGACCGACUUCGGGAGAAGACUCGUCGCCCGGACGGUUCAAGAAAACCUAGAGUUGCAUUGGAGAGUAUGCUUUAGCCAACUCAUCCUUCUUGUGCAUAUGGAAUUUGAGUUUGAGCAAGAGGAAGACGCUUUGCACCACCGCGUCGAUAUCGGGGGCGUGUUCCGCAGGCUUGUCGCUAUUCUGCGCCGUCUUGAGCUCUUGAGGUGGCUUUCGAAGACGGAAAUAUCAGUACCGGUCCGAAAGGACCGAAUUGGACCAAGUUCCGGCUCGCCUGCUGCGCAAAAACGUUCGAGCGAAGAGUCACAGACGAUUAGUGCGUUAGAAGGGAGUGUGGGUCAUCUUCUUGGCCUGACAGAUGCUAGGCGCGAGCCACUCGCCUCAAGCCUCACCAAGAUCGUGACUAGUCUCUGUUCACCAGAUAGCGACAUCGAACUGUCGCCCGCCCAUAUUCAAUGCUUUCUCAUCAAGAGGGACAGGGCUGACCUUGCUGCCGAGCUUAUUCCCUUUGCCGACCAGAACCCCUUCUCCACCUACGUCCAGGGCCGCGUGUUUCUCGCUCUUAAAGACUUUUCUUCUGCUGCCGUCUCCUUCAAGAAGGCAGCAACAGGGCUGAGUGUGGAAGAUGCGGGCACCGAUAGGCACAGUGUUGGCCUUCUUGAUGAUAGCGAGUGGAAUCUUCUCUUCAAGGGCAUGGCCAAGUAUUAUUGUCACGUCGUUUCCCUAUUUGAGAAAAUGAGGGCGUACUCAUACGUCGUCGAAUUCUCACGACUUGCACUUCAGUUUUCUUCCAGCGCCGGAUCUGAUAGUGAGCUUAUGCGGACGGAAAUGCUCAGUCGCCAAUUCAAUGCCUCAGUCGCUAUCUCCCAGUUUGAGGUAGCACAUUCGGCCCUGCUUUCCAUGAGCGACCACGCCAUGCGGCAGUCUAGCCUGCGCAAGCUCAUCGAUAAGAUGUGCGAGUCCUGCCAUAACAUUGAGCUAACUUCACUUCCAUUCACUGGCCUAACGACGGCCGUUGACAAGAUUCUCGCAAGUAGAUGCCAAAAUUCAGCCGACAUGGCCCACGGUGUGCCUUACCAUCAGAUUCACUACUCGUGGAGAAUCAGCCGAAAUGAUUAUAGGGGAGCUGCCUCAGUCCUGCUAGACAGGAUACGGAACCUCCAGGCAGCUGGAGAAGGAGAUAAAUUCGUUGGCGAGGAUAUCCUUGAUACGCCUGUAACACGGCACUACCUCCUCCUCAUUAAUGCCCUGAGUUGCGUGGAUCCUAAACAAGCGUGGAUCUUCUCGGACGAGUCCGACGAUACACAAAGUUACAACACCAGCAAGAAAGGCAAGAGAAAGGUUGUCACAUUGGCGGAUGUUAGGAAACAGUACCAAGAUGAGCUAGACAGGAUCGCUGCUAUCCAGAAUGACCAGUUUGGGUUUGAGGCGGACGAUGCGAUGCAAAUUCUUUGA